Andrographis paniculata is the source of this 1121-nucleotide messenger RNA. RefSeq lists its product as uncharacterized. NCBI's taxonomy places the organism in Eukaryota, Viridiplantae, Streptophyta, Magnoliopsida, Lamiales, Acanthaceae. Bases 569 to 1084 code for a protein of 171 amino acids. The record is from RefSeq and is a predicted model, not a curated record. The transcript has 3 exons.
CAAUUCUGAUUCUUAAUACCAUUGAAAUUUUCAUGAUUUCACAUGAGCUGUUGCGACUUUGCGUUUGUUAGAAUCUUUGCAGUUUUGGAUUAUCGAGUGUUUGAGAGAAUCAAUUGUGCAUAAAGUCAAAUUUCUCCAAGAAUCUUUAACCUAAGAUGUUAAUUCCGAAGAUUAGUUCAGCUUAAAUAUCAGACAGAGAAUAUCAUCCAUUACACAGACGCUUAAAUAGCUCGCAAACACUACUGUCCUUCAACAUUAGAACUAUGGAAAUGAUCGAUGGAUGAUCAUAGCUAACGAGCUAACCAUUCGCACCUGAAGAAUUUCAGAGUUGCUAGCUCAGUGAUAACAAACCUAACUGCUAAGCAAAUCUCGAAACCGAUCCACCAAUGUCUUUGUUUUUUCUAGUGAGCCACAAAUUUUUGUUUCGAACUUCAACAAUGUAAUCAUGUAGUUGUUGUGUACUUGUGUUCUACUGCAUCAGAUUACUUCUAUAUUGAUGUUUUUCUAAAUCGCAGACUUUAUCUUCAUUCAAUACAAGAAAAAUUUCAUUGCUGCUACCACAGUGAGAAUGAAGCUGAAUAUAAAACCAACCUCGAAACCUACCCAAUUAAUGACUCCAUUUUCACCUUCGAGCUCUUGUAUAGGUACACUCGUUGUUCUGUUGCGAAGAGGGCAUAUUCUACCACACAGUUGGGGGUUUCCCUCAAAGCUCGAGGCAGGGAAUGUGUCAAAUUGGCCACCCGACGGUAUUUUCCCUUGUAGAUCGUUGUACAAAGUUUCCAAAUUGACGAGUUCGGAUAAUGUGGCAGGAAUACUGCCGGAGAAAUCGUUGUUACUGAGAUCCAGGGCAACAAGAAACUUCAGCUUACCAAUCUCGUCUGGAAUGGUUCCUCCGAUCCUGUUAUUACUCAUAUACAAAGACGGAGGAAUACUUCCGAGGAGUUCGUAUUGCAGGACGGCUGAAGUUUCAGACAUCGAGAACAGAGGCAACUGCUGUUGUUGCCGAGGGAGAGGAAAGACAACGAUCGCAUUGCGGCUAUGUCGGGAGGGAUCUCUCCGGUUAGGUUGUUGGUGCCCAAACUAAUCGCGGUAAGAUUCUUGCACGAUAUGAGGCUUUCGGG